UCUCUAUAUAGAACUGUUUUAUGCAUGCAGGGGCCUCUUGGUGCUUUCUUAUCAACCAUGGCGAAGCAGCAAAACAAGGAUCCUGGGUUAAAGGAGAAGUUUAAGAGCCUCUUAGGUCUGGGACCAUCCCGGCCUAGUUCCAAAUCAUCAGAGGGCAAGCAAACAGAGUUUAUCAUCACUGCGGAAAUACUGAAGGAAUUGAGCGUAGAGUGUGGAUUAAAUAACCGGAUACGAGCGAUUGGUCAAAUCUGUGAAGUAGCAAAAACCAAAAAAUUUGAAGAGCAUGCGGUGGAAGCAAUAUGGAAAGUGGUAGCUGAUAUGCUGCAGCCAGAGCUACCAGCAGAAGCCAGGCAUGCUGUGCUUCACCUGCUGAAGGCCAUCAUUCAAGGACAGGGUGAGAGACUAGGGAUCCUCAGAGCACAUUUCUUUAAGGUUAUCAAGGAUUAUCCUUCUAACGAAGAUCUUCAUGAACGGCUUGCAGUGUUCAAGGCUCUCACGGAUAAUGGAAGAUCCAUAACUCACCUGGAGGAAGAAUUGGCUGAGUUUGUCCUGCAGUGGAUGGAUGUCGGGUUGUCUUCAGAAUUCCUUCUAGUUCUAGUGAACCUGGUCAAGUUCAACAGCUGUUACCUGGAAGAUUAUGUUGCUGAUAUGGUCCAUAUGAUCUGCCUAUUGUGCAUUCAGACAUCAUCAUCGGUUGACAUAGAGGUCUCCCUGCAGGUCCUAGAUGCUGUGGUUUGCUACAACUGCCUGCCCUCGGAGAGCCUCCCAGUAUUUAUCAUCACCUUGUGCCGCACCAUCAACGUUAAGGAGCUUUGUGAGCCAUGCUGGAAGCUUAUGCGCAAUCUCUUGGGAACCCAUUUGGGGCACAGUGCUAUAUACAACAUGUGCCGCAUCAUGGAAGACAGAGCCUACAUGAUGGAUGCAGCAUUACUGAGAGGAGCAGUGUUCUUUGUCGGAAUGGCUCUGUGGGGUGCACACAGACUGUAUUCUCUCAAGAACUCACCUACAUCAGUGCUGCCCUCAUUUCUCAAGGCCAUGACUUGUCCCAAUGCAGUUGUAUCGUAUGAGAUAGUCCUGUCCAUAACCAGAUUAAUCAAGAAGUAUGGGAAGGAGCUGCAGGCUGUCACUUGGGAUAUUCUUCUGGAUAUCGUUGAGCGAUUGCUCCAGCAGCUACAGGUAGGUAUUGAGUGAAAUCUUGAUAUACGUUAUAAAAACGUCUUGUAGGAAGUAUUUUGGUUUAUAAAAUGGUCUUAUUUUUUAAUACUGAAAAGCACUCUACAGCUUCUGCUUUGGAUGGGGGGUAGCGUGUACCCUGAAUCUUCUCUACUAAACUUAAUAACGUACAAAGCUCAGUCUAUUCACCCUGCCAAGGAUGGCUGGAUUCAUAACCUGAAGGUGUUAAUGGAGAGGUUCUUCAGGAAUGAGUGUCGUAGUGCAGUUCGGAUUAAAGUUCUGGAUGUCUUGUCUUUUGUCCUGAGCAUUAACAGACAGUUUUAUGAGGAGGAGCUGAUUAACGUGGUGGUGAUCUCACAGCUCGCACAUAUUCCAGAAGAUAAAGACCACCAAGUCCGGAAACUGGCCACUCAGCUAUUGGUGGACCUGGCUGAGGGCUGCAACACACAUCACUUUAACAGCUUGCUUGAUAUCAUAGAAAAGGUGGCUGCACGUUCUCUUUGGGCUCCUGUUGAUCUGGAGGAGAGAGACUUUCUGUCUCAUUCUGCUGCUUUAGAGGAUGUGAAGACAGCUGUUCUAGGCCUCCUGGUAAUUCUCCAGACAAAGCUGUACAGCUUGCCUGCCAGCCAUGCCACUCGGGUGUAUGAAAUGCUUAUUAAUCACAUCGAGCUCCACUAUAAGAAUGUGUACUGCCUCCCGAUUGCUAGCAGCAUCAGGUUGCAGGCAUUUGACUUUCUGCUGAUGCUUCGAGCGGACUCCCUCCACCGUCUUGGCCUGACCAACAAGGAUGGAGCAGUGAGAUUUAGCCCCUACUGCCUCUGUGACUUGGUAGAACCAGAGAAAAGGGUGUCUGAAAAAAAACCUACUGGGACCCUCUCACCUCCAUCAGGAAGCCCCAGUGUUUCCUCCCAGAAUGCCACUCUUCGGAUGGGCUACUUGCCCUACUCAUUGCUCUUCCGAGUCCUUCUGCAGUGUUUGAAGCAAGAGACAGACUGGAAGGUGUUGAAACUGGUUCUCAACAAGUUACCAGAGUCUCUCCGCUACAAAGUGCUGUUUUUAACCUCCCCUUGCAACCUUGACCAGCUGUGCUCUGCACUCUGCUCCAUGCUUACAGACAAAAAGACAGCUGAGAGGUUGCGUGGCACUCCCGACGGGUUCUCCCGCAAUGACUUGCACCUGGCUGUGGUUCCAGUGUUGACUGCAUUGAUCUCUUACCAUAAUUACCUGGACAAAGCUAAACAGCGUGAAAUGGUUUAUUGCCUGGAACAUGGCUUAAUUUAUCGCUGUGCAAACCAGUGCGUUGUGGCUUUAUCAGUAUGCAGCGUUGAGAUGCCUGACAUCAUCAUAAAGGCACUCCCAGUCUUGAUAGUCAAGUUAACCCACAUUUCUGCUACAGCAAACAUGGCAAUACCUCUCUUAGAAUUUCUUUCAACUCUAGCCAGGCUGCCUCACCUCUAUAGGAACUUUGCAGCUGAGCAGUAUGCGAGCGUGUUUGCCAUCUCUCUGCCAUACACAAAUCCCUCCAAGUUUAACCAGUACAUCGUGUGCCUGGCACACCAUGUGAUCGCUAUGUGGUUCAUCCGAUGUCGCCUGCCCUUCCGGAAAGACUUUGUUCCCUACAUUACAAAGGGCUUGCGGUCAAAUGUCCUCCUCUCAUUUGAUGACACCCCUGAGAAGGACAGUUUCAGGGGUCGCAGUACAAGUCUGAACGAGAGGCCGAAAAGGAUACAGACAUCCAUCACUAGUUCAAGCCUGGGCUCUGCAGAUGAGAAUUCGAUGGCUCAGGCAGAUGACAACUUGAAAAACCUCCACUUGGAACUCACAGAGACCUGUCUGGAUAUGAUGGCCCGAUAUGUCUUUUCAAAUUUCACUGCGGUGCCCAAGAGGUCUCCUGUGGGAGAGUUUCUCUUGGCUGGAGGAAGGACGAAGACGUGGCUGGUUGGUAAUAAGCUAGUGACUAUCACGACGAGUGUUGGAACAGGAACACGGUCACUGUUGGGCCUUGACUCUGGAGAGCUCCAGACCAGUACAGAGUCAAGUCCAGACCCUGUUUUGCAAGUGAGACAAACUAAAGAAGCUCCAGCAAAGCUGGAAUCUCAAGCUGGCCAGCAGGUGUGCAGAGGAUCUCGCAACAGAGUCAGGUCAAUGUCUGGUGGUCAUGCCUUGCGUGUUGGUGCUUUAGACAGCUCAGCCCCCCAGGGGUUACGGAGUCCUGCUGCUUCUGCACCUCGAACAGAGAAGGCCACUCCUGGUGCCCACGCUCCUCUACAGAAAGAAAAAACAAACCUGGCAGCAUAUGUCCCACUGCUGACACAGGGCUGGGCAGAAAUAUUAGUCCGGAGGCCCACAGGUAACACAAGCUGGUUAAUGAGCCUGGAGAACCCGCUCAGCCCCUUCUCAUCAGAUAUAAACAACAUGCCACUGCAGGAGCUAUCCAACGCGCUCAUGGCUGCAGAGCGCUUUAAGGAGCACAGAGAGACGGCUUUGUACAAGUCCCUCUCAGUCCCUUCCUCCAGCUUGGCCACCGGCACAUCCAAACCAUCCCUUCUGCAGCGUUCCAAUACAGAAUCGGCAGUAGUUCUGGAAGAGGGGAGCCAGUUGGAAGUGGAUUUAAAAGAAACCGAUUCCCUGAUGUCUCAGGAGUUUGAAGACUUUAAGGCUGUGUGCUCUGAGCAAGCCAUGGCUCAGGAGAAGUUCAGCAAACCACACAAUGCUUACAGCAGGUCCUCUUCAACGUCUAGUCAAGAAGAGAAAUCUCUGAAAUCCAACGAACUGGUGGCCGGCGGAAUUCCUAUCGGCAGGGUUGUCCCUUCAGAGGAUGGCAGAACUCUGGAAGAGCUCUCUUUCCAACCUUCCCAGCCACUCAGCAAAUCCAGCUCUUCUCCUGAGCUUCAGACGCUGCAGGAAGUCCUCAAAGACACGAACGCUAAAGAAGCAACUGGAAGGCUGAGCACGGAACUGAAAUCGAAAUCUCAGUCUGGGAACCUUGAAGGAGAAGGGGCCAGUAGCUGGCUGAGCCGAGGGGAUGACGCUGGAAUAACUGGCACAGACAGACUGGAUUGUAACGUCCCUUCUUCCUCUCCCCGCUCACCCAGCGGCCACCGUCCUAGAGGGUACACCAUCUCGGAUUCAGCCCCUUCGCGGAGGGGCAAAAGGAUAGAGAGAGAUGCCUUUAAGAGCAGGACAGCAGCCUCCAAUGCCGAGAAAGUACCUGGAAUAAAUCCAAGCUUUGUGUUUUUACAGUUAUACCACUCCCCGUUCUUUGGAGAUGAAUCCAACAAGCCCCUUUUGUUGCCAAAUGAGACAUUUGAAAGCUCGGUGCAGCUCCUAGAUCAAAUUCCUUCCUAUGAUACCCACAAGAUUGCUGUGCUCUAUGUAGGAGAAGGACAGAGCAACAAUGAGAUCGCUAUUCUGUCGAAUGAACAUGGCUCCUAUAGAUAUACGGAGUUUCUGACUGGCUUAGGGAAGCUCAUUGAACUCAAAGAUUGUCAGCCUGAUAAAAUUUACCUUGGUGGUCUGGACGUGUGUGGGGAGGAUGGUCAGUUUACCUACUGCUGGCAUGAUGACAUUAUGCAAGCCAUUUUUCACAUUGCAACUUUGAUGCCCACGAAGGAUUUGGAUAAAUAUCGCUGCGACAAGAAGAGGCACCUUGGGAAUGACUUUGUUUCCAUAGUUUAUAACGAUUCUGGUGAAGACUUUAAAUUGGGAACGAUCAAGGGCCAGUUCAACUUUGUGCAUGUUAUAAUCACACCGCUUGACUAUGACUGUAACCUGGUGACGUUACAGUGUCGGAAAGACAUGGAAGGGCUGGUGGACACAAGUGUUGCUAAGAUUGUCUCGGAUAAGAACCUGCCGUUUGUAGCCCGCCAGAUGGCCCUGCAUGCCAAUAUGGCUUCCCAGGUUCACCAUAGCAGAUCGAAUCCUACAGAUACUUACCCAUCAAAAUGGAUAGCGAGGCUACGUCAUAUCAAGAGGCUCAGGCACCGGAUCCGAGAGGAAACCCAGUACCAGACACCUGGCUUCCCCCUGAUGCAAAUGCACCCUUCUGCUCUUACCAAACCCCCUCCCCAGGUACCACAGGAUCCAGCAUCAACCUAUGAAACUGGGCAGAGAAAGAGGCUGAUCUCCUCAGUGGAUGACUUCACAGAAUUUGUGUAAAUCUCCAUGUGAUCAGUGUCUUCCCUCUGGCAUGCGGCAAGGGGGGAAGGGGAGUGAACGCUCUUGACCCUGCACACUAAUUCAGCACUGUCACAGGGAGACAACAGGGACUUGGCAACCUCAGUGUGACUGUUACCUUCAUGUGAACUAGUUCCUGGACCACCAUGUGACUGAUAGACAUCGUCGUCUUGACUUUGAGUCGCCCACCAUCAUGAAAGGAGGAUUUUCUACCCUAGCUGGAGAAUCCCAGAGUGGACUGAGCCUAUAAAUUUGGUCUUUAUUUGGCUAGAGACAUGAAGUGAAGUCUAAAGGUAUCCAUCUCUGCUAGCACCUUUCUUGCAAAAUUUAAGCAUUUCUCUAAGCAGGAGCAGGCAAAGCAGUAAGCCAGGAUACUGUUCCGCACUCAUCACCUGGUGGGACGAUGCAGAAGCAAAUGGUGUUUUAACCCAACCAAAUGAAAGCUUCAGUCACAGUCUCUGGACACUUGGGAUCUCCAUUUCCUCUACAUGGGUGGAAAAGCUCUAUUAGCAUUCAUGAGAGCUGCAUGCACUUUCAGACUAGUUCUUAACACCAGCUCUAAUUAUAGGGAUGUCCACUAGCUUCACAAGUUACCUGUAAAAACUGCAGCUGCCUUUAUUUCCCAGGAGAUGUCCUUGCUUGAUGACAUCUCCAUGCGUCUCCCACUCCAGUGAAAUUGUUCUCUCAGACCUUAAUGAUAUAUGCAGGGAGAUGUCUGCAGGUCAGUGGAGAGGCAGAAUGGUAAUCAAAGCUGGUAUGGAAAUCGCUGACCAUGAAUAAACUGGCUUGUAACGAAGACUCCAUUAAACCCAGGAUUUCAAAGACAAUUUGGACCAGUUUUAGAGAUUAUGAGCAAAGGAUUUAGCUAGAGGCCCAGCCUUGCUUCUAGUGCAGUCAAUGGCAAAGCUUCCUUUGACUCCAAGGGCAGAAGGAUGGUCCCCAAGAAUGUGGCCAGGAUGCUGGGAAGUAACUUGACCCGCUUGUGCGUAUUCACACACUGCUGAAAAGCACUCUUCAGAGAAGUGAGUGGACCUAAGUAGAUAGCCCAGUGGGUGACCAGGGUGCACUUGACUGGUCUUUAACCUGUUCUGUAAUGUGGCCUUGCCAGAAAUCUUUCCUCAAAUGCAAAAUUUCCUCUUCUCUUUUAAAUGACCCUUGGCUCUGGUUGGUGGCAGCAUCGCCGUAUUGGACUUGUCAUAUGGUGACGGUCCCACCUUUGGAAGCCAGCAGUUUGGAUUGUAUGUAAAGGGUCCUUUUAAUGCAGGUGUGUGCCAGGCCUUUCAGAAGUAGCAUGUCUUGUGGUGAAAGAUAACGGGACACUACACUACCAUAAUGGGAGAAGCUAUGUAAGCUGGAACGUACUGUGACUACUUUAUAGUGUGCUCUUGUCGCUCCUCAAUGACUGCUGUUCUCAUCAAAACGAGUGACGAGCUCUUAAUUCGCUAAACAAGAUGAUAAACUCAGUGACUGGAUAACAGUAGUUUGUAGUGACUGGGUAACUUCUGAGUAAUUUGAAUGGAAUUGAAGGCAAAGCAAUCAAAAGCUGGAAUUCUUUGGGAGACUUUUUGGAGGGAGGGAAAGGGGAGCUACUGAACAAUGGAGGACUGUCCAUUAACUCAUGUGUACGUCCUGUUUUGAGUGUUUAUGAAUUGUAAAUGAAAUAAAAGUAUUUGUAUGGUUACUGGGUU
Messenger RNA from Chelonoidis abingdonii (Abingdon island giant tortoise), 7037 nucleotides. The record is from RefSeq and is a predicted model, not a curated record. Lineage: Eukaryota; Metazoa; Chordata; Testudines; Testudinidae.